Molecule: messenger RNA, 3051 nt
Organism: Ceratitis capitata (Mediterranean fruit fly)
Lineage: Eukaryota; Metazoa; Arthropoda; Insecta; Diptera; Tephritidae
Gene: Hrd3
Product: protein sel-1 homolog 1
Exons: 7
Coding region: 311-2665 (784 amino acids)
Biological process (GO): ERAD pathway
Cellular component (GO): endoplasmic reticulum membrane
Molecular function (GO): protein binding
Source: RefSeq, a predicted model, not a curated record
AUUUCUGAAAAAGUAAAAAUUAUUUUCUUACGUGUGAAUAAGAAACAUAUUUUGCUGUUAUCGGAAUAAUUGAGUAAAAAUAAUGCAGCGACAAUAAAAAAAGUUACUAUUAAAUUUCACAUCAUCCAAAGAUAGUUUUAGGCUUGCAACUUUUAUAUUCGUAAUGUGUUUCAGUUCUUUUAGAGGUGGUCAAAUAAUAAAAGAACAUUUGCAACAACACCAAAAGUCUUUGAAACAAACAUAAAAAAUAAACUUAGCUUUCGUCAAUAGCCACGCAUUGUAUAUUUGUUAUCAGCUUAAAAAACUUAAAAUGAAGGUGCGCUACAAGUCACAAGUUUUGCUGAUCCUCCUUUUGGUACUUCACGUAACGUUAGCUGAAUUGCAAGGGCCACUCUCACCGACUAAAGAUGCCGCUUUACAAAAUUCAGCUCAACAGGCAACAGCGGCAACCACAACCACCGCUCAACCUGAAUCAGCUGCAGAGAGUAUAGAGGCUCCAGCAGAUUCUGCAGAAGGCAAUGCCGGAAGCAAUGAACGGAAAGCAUCUAAAUAUGUAACUGAAAAUGAAUUACCUUCAGAUGCUUCAAUUGAAACAUCCAGUAGUACCGUCGCUCCCAAAACGACUUUGGCUACAGAGUUCGGUCAACGAUCCAAAAUAUUGCAACAGGCUGUGUUCGAACGGCUUUGGAACGAAAAACUCGUACGCGAUAAGCUAAAGGAAGAAAUAGAAUCCAUAGAGCUACGUCGGGAAGCGACAGGGGCCGCUGAACUAACACCUAAGGAAAUCGAAGCCCAAACACUAUAUGAAAAAGCCAUGGAUAUGAUAUCCAAACCACGCAGUGACAAAGAUUUAGCGUACAGGUUCAUAAUUCGUGCUGCUGAAAUGAAUCAUCUUAAAGCUCGUGCGGAACUAGCUUGGGCCCAUCUACUAGGCCAUUACGCUAAAUUAAAUUUUGAGUUUGCCGCUGCUGAGUUCGAUCAAUUAGCGAAGGAAGGGUUGCCGGAAGCAAAUAUGGGUCUAGCAUUCCUUUAUUCUGUAGGUGUUGGCGGUAAAAAUAUAAGUCAACCACUCACAUUAAUCCAUUUAACACUCGCAGCAUUAGGCGAACAUACUUUUGCCCAAAUGGCCUUAGGAUACCGUUAUUUGUAUGGAAUAAAUGUGCCAACUAAUUGUGAAAAAGCACUUGUAUAUUACAAAAAAGUAGCGAAAAAAGUUGCAUCGAAAAUUACAUUCUCCAAUGGUCCAAUUGUACAUCGCGUACAUUUAUUAGAAGAAUCAGAAAAUCCCGGCAGUCAAGAAACGGAAAUUGUGGACUAUUAUCAAUUGUUGGCUGACAAGGGUGACGUUCAAUCACAAGUUGGUCUCGGGCAACUCUAUUACCAAGGUGGAAAAGCAAUUCAACAAGAUCAUCAAAAAGCUUUGGAAUAUUUUACAAAAGCUGCAAAUACGGGCAACGCAAUCGGCUUUGCCUUUUUAGGUAAACUCUAUCUAGAGGGAAGUGAGUUUAUUAAAGCUGAUAACGAAACUGCAUUCAAGUAUUUUAAGAAAGCGGCCGAAUUAGGUGAUCCAGUUGGACAAAGUGGAUUAGGUUUAAUGUAUCUAAAGGGGCUGGGGGUACCGAAAGAUUCCCUCAAGGCUCUAAACUACUUUACGCAAGCAGCAGAUCAAGGCUGGGUUGAUGGCCAAUUACAGCUGGGAAAUAUGUAUUUCACGGGAAAUGGCGUGAAAACUGAUUAUAAGUUGGCACUUAAAUAUUUCCAAUUGGCCUCGCAAUCUGGUCACGUAUUGGCUUAUUACAAUUUGGGUAUAAUGCAUGCUUAUGGUAUGGGCAUAUUGCGUUCUUGUCCAGCCGCAGUCGAAUUUUUCAAAAAUGUUGCAGAACGCGGUCGUUGGAGCACAAAUAUGAUGCACGCGUACAGUGAUUACAAAAAUUAUCGUGCUGACGAAGCAUACAUGCAAUAUGCAUUGCUAGCAGAAUUGGGCUACGAGGUUGCCCAGAGUAAUGCAGCAUUCCUUUUAGAUCGCGGUGAUGUUACCAUAUUUCAUGAUAGACAUGAGGAGCUCAUACGUGCCUUCUAUUACUGGAAAAGAUCGGCUGGACAAGGCUACUCUUCGUCGCAAGUGAAGCUGGGUGAUUAUUACUAUUAUGGUUGGGGAACGAAUAUAGAUUUUGAAGCAGCAGCUUCAUUAUAUAGAAAAGCAUCUGAACAGCAGUAUAAUGCGCAGGCAAUGUUCAAUCUUGGAUAUAUGCAUGAACAAGGGCUGGGCAUGAAAAGAGACUGGCAUCUCGCAAAGCGUCUCUAUGAUCUAGCGGCUGAAACAAGUGCGGAUGCAAAAGUACCUGUUGCAAUAGCACUACUUAAGCUGCAAAUGAUGGCUAAAGUUGAAGCCAUUAAACAGUCGCCGUACAAAUUUAUUUUCUACAUGGAUGAGAAUAUAGCUGCAAACUGGGAUCUAUAUAUGAUUACGAUUUUAACGCUUCUACUCGGAUUUAUUAUGUACACAAGGCGUCCGUAUCAACAGCAACAUCCUGCUGAACAACAGCAGCAAGAGCAAGGGAAUCCUGAAGCAGAGCAAGUGGAUCAAAAUCAACCACUUUUACAGAAUCAGCAAGCACCCCAACCUCAACAACAACAACAGCAAGAUCCACAACAUCUGGAAUAGUUUUCUCAUUAGUGCAAAAUUACUCAUAUGUGGACAAGUUUACAUAAGCAUAAAAAAACCUACUAAAUAGUAAUACUUUUAUAGGUGUAAUUAGUUGAUAUGUGUAUAUAACAGUUAAUAAUUUAAUGUUAUUUGUUGCAUUAGCCUUAACAACGCCUCUAUGAAUUCCACGAUUAACACUUAUCUGGCGACAUCAACUUCGACAUAUUUUUGUUUAAAUUACGUAAAGGAUUAUUUAACAAGUUUUAUAAUUUGUUAAUAGUAAUAAACUAAAUUAAAGUCAUAUCUUAAUAACCAAAAUUUGUGGUGAUAUUAAGAUUUUUAUGUGAAAACAAAAAUCGUUUGCUUUUUUAAAAAGUUGCCUAAAUAAAUUAUUUUAUACCAUA